Molecule: messenger RNA, 3126 nt
Organism: Penicillium canescens
Lineage: Eukaryota; Fungi; Ascomycota; Eurotiomycetes; Eurotiales; Aspergillaceae
Product: TAPT1 family protein
Exons: 1
Coding region: 1-3126 (1041 amino acids)
Biological process (GO): maintenance of protein localization in endoplasmic reticulum
Cellular component (GO): endoplasmic reticulum membrane
Source: RefSeq, a predicted model, not a curated record
AUGAGUCCAACCGCGGAAAGCGAAGCUGUGUCAGGCCAGCGGAAGAUGACGGAGAAUGGCGUGGAAAGGCGGACGAACGGAAACACGAAGGCCGAGACACACCUGAGCUCCCGUGACCUAGAGAACGAACGGAAUGAGACGGGCGCUUCGACAACAUCGUUCAACGGCGUGCCUGGCGAACGCCGAAUCGAUCGUGACAAUGGGAUAAAGGAGCGACGGACAUACCAUGCGAACGGUCAUUCCGAACGACGCUUUUCCGGUGCGCAAAAGAUGGCAGAUUCUGGAUCGCCGGAGCAGGGCCUCGGUAUCCUUGUUGAACAGUCGCCCGAUGACGGGAAGGCCCCUGGUCGAUUAUCCGUCGUCGAUGUCUACGAUGGACCACAAACCAAGGCCAUCCUAGCUGAGCUGUCUGAUGACCUGCAAAACAGACCAUCCGAUGAUAAAGACAAAGUCAUGAAGUUGUCUCCUGAGAAGAUUCAGGAACUGACAUCUUCGCCAGAGUCGAUACCCUACCGUCCUGCAGCACCGGAAACGAACACUGGUCGACGAGUGGUGUCCGACAACCCCCAUGGGAACAACUCCUUCGCGCGAUCUGAAAUACCAGAAUUUGUACUUCAAUCUCUUGGCGAGAAACAAACUUCCUCUGACGGGCUGCUAAAACAUCGGCCUACCGAAGACCUGCUAGUAGAUGCCUCUGCGCCAGCGAGUCCGGUCUUCCCACGGAACAUUCAGAACCCACCUGUGCGCAAUCGCCCGCACCCAUCACGGACGGUUUCAACCCCUAGCUCUUCGCGCCGUCAACCUCCUUCCACACCCAACAACGAUAGGCUGGCCCACACAUGGGCAUCACGUUCGAAACAGGAUAAACUCGCGCCGGAUCGCGACCUGAAGAGCCACCUCAUUGCAUCACCUCAGAUCACCGAAAAACCUUUGUCUCCGACCGUGCCAUCGUCCAUUCCGUUGCCUCCAGUUUCGCUGCCAACGUAUCUUCAACUUGAGCUUGCAUCUGGCCGGCCUUCGCCAUUAUACAUUCAUCGCCCUGCAUCGAACGAGUUUCCAUAUGAAUCAUCCCGUGUGAAGAUCGAGAGGCUCAUGAACUUCCUCAUGCUCCCUCCGAUGUUGGAGCAGGUGCUUUGCUUUGGAACUUUGGCCUGUCUUGAUGCAUGGCUGUACUCCUUCACAAUCAUGCCUUUGCGCUUCAUCAAGGCUGUCUAUAUUCUUGUUGAGUCAUGGAUCAUGAACCUGGUCGCUGAGAUCCGGUUCAUUUGGAAGUUCGUCCUCAGUGGAAUUGGACGAGUCUGGCGCAGAAGGAACCUAGCUUCCAAAGAAGAGCAGCCCGAAAGACGCGGAAGUGAACCGGACGCCACCCCUCGCUUGCCUCCAGGCUCUUCUGCGGGACCAGAAGCGACAGCCACAGCCACAGAUAGAGACCCUCGGCAGCUCCAAGCAGAGCCGAAAAAGAAACAUCGCACCUCUGAAUCCCGCAGGCUUAAUCACAGACGAAAGAAGUCUAUGCCGUCCGCGCUGCUUCCUGAUGACAAAGCCGAUAUUCUGACAGGCUUGCUUAUGAUAGCCACAUGCUGUGUUCUGAUGUACUUUGACGCCAGUCGAAUGUACCACUGGAUUCGUGGACAAGCUGCUAUUAAGCUCUACGUGAUCUACAACGUGUUGGAGGUCAGCGACAGACUCCUUGCUGCGAUAGGUCAGGAUGUCCUUGAGUGUCUCUUCUCGCGGGAGGCUCUCGAGCGCCGUCCUGAUGGCCGAAGCAAGGUUAUUCGUCCAUUCUGGCUGUUCCUCUUGGCAUUGGUUUACACAGUAUCACAUGCCACAUCACUGUUCUACCAGGUUAUGACGCUCAACGUCGCUGUGAACUCGUAUUCCAACGCCUUGAUCACGCUGCUGCUGUCGAACCAGUUUGUCGAGAUCAAAUCUACCGUCUUCCGGAAGUUCGAGAAAGAGAAUCUCUUCCAGCUUACUUGUGCAGAUGUCGUGGAACGAUUCCAACUAUGGCUGAUGCUUACUAUCAUCGCUUCACGUAAUAUCGUGGAGACGGGCGCCUUCAAUUUCGUCGGAAGCUUUGGUCUUGGAUCUAGUCUACCUGGUCAGCCUUCCACAAGUACCAACAGCACACCUUUGUCUACGCCUCCGCGUACUGCGUCCUCCAUCUUGCCUCAAGCGUUCACAUUCUUCCCUUCCUCGAUCUUGUCCUCACUAAACAGCGUGAACUCCUUCAUCCCAACCUUGGCACAGGUACUUGGUCCAUUCUUGGUCGUGCUAGGCUCCGAAAUGCUGGUGGAUUGGUUAAAACACGCCUACAUCAACAAGUUCAACAACAACCGACCCGCCAUCUACGGUCGUUUCCUGGACGUCCUAGCGAAAGACUACUACACCAACGCCUUCGGCGAACAAAAUCUCACCCGCCGCAUCGGUCUGCCAGUCAUCCCUCUGUCCUGCCUCUUCUUCAGAGUCUCAGUACAGACCUAUCAAAUGUUCCUAGCGGCCCUCCUCCCCCAACACCCCUCCUCAACAGCAAUGGAAGCAACAUCCCUCUCAUCAAUCCACGACCACUACGCCCCAUCCCCUGUCCCAUCAGCACCCCCAAUAACACUCGCAACCCUUUUCCCUGCCUCAGCCGCCCACGUCAGCGCCUUCUUCCGAACCCUCCUCGAAAACGCAAUCCCGUCUCCGGCACAAUCAGUCCACAUCUUCACUGCCGUCCUCCUGCUAACCGGAUUCGUCGUCCUGCUCAUUCUCAAACUCCUCUUGGGAAUGGUCCUGCUCGCCUUUGCGCGCUCGCGCUAUAGGAAGAUUAAGGGUCUCGAAGCUGAAUCUAAUAAACACUCCUCCCACUCCUCCCACCACCAUACCGGAAAUGAACAACCAGCUGCAACCCGCGCCCGCGAAUUCUCUGUCGAGGGUAGCCAGCGCGUUGGGGGAUGGGGGAUGGUUGAAGUGGGUGAGGAGAAGCGCCGGUUGAUUUAUGCCGAUGAUCCUGAUGGGUUGCGCCGUCUGAAAGAAAAGGAGGAGAAGAAGGAGAAGGAGGAGAAGGACAAGAUUGAUAAAGAUGGGGAGCUUAAUAUCGAUCAUGUACAGCGAUAUGAGAUGAUUGCGAAGAAGAUUUGGUGA